UGCUUCACCAGACUCGUGAGACCUCUCCAGAGAGACCCGAGCCAGCCGCGAUGAAGCUCAUCACCCCGGCCCUGGUGUGCCUGCUGCGGGUGGGGACGUGGCUGCAGGAUGGGGACGCUGGAGCCGAGAAGUGGGUGCACGUGCCGUCUUCCUAUGGUUGCUUCACAUUUGUGAAGAAAGCGAUUUCCCUGAGGAGCACGUGUUACAGCAACUCCAGUUCCUCCUGCUCCCACCGGGUGGUCUAAUGUGAGUGCCAUUCCCUGCUCCGUUCCUGACGUCCUCCUCCGGAGAACAGAAACCGCUACUGGAAUUCGAGUAGCGGACGCUAGGUGGCGAUGUCCCACCAGAUUAAGGUUUCUAAACCCUGGGAGCAAGGCCUUCAAAACCUGGGUGCAUAGCUGAGUGUGGGCGCCAGGGGGAGCUCCGCGCGUCCUCGCCUGCGCCAGGAGGCUGCACUGGUGUGUCCUGCAGUGACUAGAGUCUUGGCGCUCCCAGGAGCCAAGUGUUCCAUCCUAACACUGUAUGUCAUGCCCAGGGCAAGGAACUGCUGACACGCUCCCGGUAUGACUGCACAGUAGGAAGAGUGAGGGGGUCACGACUAGUUCCUGACUCCAGAUUUGCCAACCUCUAGUCUUGGGUGCCCUUGGCCCGUGGCUCUCUGCCCUGCAUUCUCCAGGCGCGCCUUUGCACUCCUGCCUGUGAGCUGGAGCAGGUACCAUAGCUGCACCCCAGGGUCCUCACAACCUUGACGGAGGUAGUUGACAGUUGAGGUGUAUAUUGACUUGGUUAACCAACUCGGGGCACAUCUUUUCAUGAUCACAAAAACUGAGGUUCAGGGAGGUGGGAAGAGUUCUUGGAGAUCACCCAGAUAAUGAAGGCAGAAUCGGUCUGCUGUUAGGGCCAUCGCCAAGCUCAGGAGGUGGGCAGAUCAGAAAAGAACCACACACCCACACACAUCCUUAGAAUGACGGAACGGAGACACGGGAAGAGGUGAGCAGAGGGGCCCUCCAAGAUAUGCCAGGAGGGGAAUGGAAUUUUCCAUGCUAGCUCAUCCUCAGGAUGUGUGCAGCCUUCAGCUCCACUCUGACGCGCGGUGAAAAUCUCAGGGAAAGGGGUGCAGGAAAGGCCGUUGAACAAGCUCCCUUGCCAACUGCACCCUGCCCCGG
Messenger RNA from Myotis daubentonii (Daubenton's bat), 1166 nucleotides. RefSeq names its product C-C motif chemokine ligand 1 (gene CCL1). Lineage: Eukaryota; Metazoa; Chordata; Mammalia; Chiroptera; Vespertilionidae. Gene Ontology annotation, biological process: positive regulation of GTPase activity; inflammatory response; positive regulation of cell migration. Gene Ontology annotation, cellular component: extracellular region. The record is from RefSeq and is a predicted model, not a curated record. Gene Ontology annotation, molecular function: CCR chemokine receptor binding; chemokine activity.